Gekko japonicus is the source of this 1668-nucleotide messenger RNA. Its product is annotated as zinc finger protein 503-like. The record is from RefSeq and is a predicted model, not a curated record. The annotation marks the transcript as partial. Gene Ontology annotation, cellular component: nucleus. Gene Ontology annotation, biological process: negative regulation of DNA-templated transcription. Lineage: Eukaryota; Metazoa; Chordata; Lepidosauria; Squamata; Gekkonidae. The transcript has 2 exons.
CAGACCUGCUCGCAGAUCGGCAAGCCCGACCCGUCGCCCUCCUCCAAGCUCUCGUCGGUGGCCUCCAACGGCGGCGACAAGGAGUCGGCCAAGGCCGGCCCGCUGAAGCUGAGCGACAUCGGCGUGGAGGACAAGUCGAGCUUCAAGCCCUACUCCAAGCCCGGCGCGGACAAGAAGGAGCCGUCGGCUGCCGGGGGCGCCUCGUCGGGGUCGUCGGCCUCCUCCUCCUCUUCCUCCUCGGACACGUCCUGCGGCGGCGGCAACCCGGCCCCGUCGUCCGUCUCGUCGUCGUCGUCCGUCUCGUCGUCGUCGUCGGUGCUGGGCUCGGGCCUGGUGGCGCCGGUGUCGCCCUACAAGGCGGGCCAGAGCGUCUUCCCGCUGCCGCCGGCGGGGAUGAGCUACCCGGGGGCGCUGGCGGCCGGGGCCUACGCGAGCUACCCGCCGCAGUUCCUGCCGCACGGCGUGGCGCUGGACCCCAGCAAGCCGGGGAGCCUGGUGGGCGCGCAGCUGGCCGGGAGCCUGGCCUGCGGGAAGGCGGCCGGCUCGAGCCCGCUGGCCGGCGCCUCGCCCCCGUCGGUGAUGACGGCCAGCCUGUGCCGCGACCCCUACUGCCUCAGCUACCACUGCGCCAGCCAGCUGGCCGGGGCGGCCGCCGCCAGCGCCUCCUGCGCCCACGAGCAGGCCCUCAAGGCCGGCUACCCGCUGGUCUACCCGACGGCCGCGCCGCUCCACGCCGUCCACUCCUCGCCGCCCGCCCUGGCCGGCCACCCGCUCUACCCCUACGGCUUCAUGCUGCCCAACGACCCGCAGCCCCACAUCUGCAACUGGGUCUCGGCCAACGGGCCCUGCGACAAGCGCUUCGCCACCUCCGACGAGCUGCUCAGCCACCUGCGGACGCACACGGCCUUCCCCGGCACGGACAAGCUCCUGGGCGCCGGCGGCGGCUACCCGGGCGCCGGCUCCUCGCUGGCCGCCGCCGCCGCCGCCAUGGCCUGCCACAUGCACAUCCCCACCUCCGCCGCGCCCGGCAGCCCCGGCUCGCUGGCCCUCCGCAGCCCCCACCACGCCCUCGGCCUCGGCGGACGCUACCACCCCUACUCCAAGAGCCCCCUGCCCGCGCCCGGAGCCCCCCUGCCCGUCCCCGCCGCCGCCGCCACCGGACCCUACUACUCCCCCUACGCGCUCUACGGGCAGAGACUGACGACGGCCUCCGCCCUCGGAUACCAGUGAGUCGCCCGACGGCCGCCCGACGGCCUCUCCCGCUUCGGCCCGGCCGGGGUUUCUUCGGGCCGCCUCCUUUUUGGGGGGUGGGAUGGGGGGGUGGGGGGCCAGAACCCGAGCCAGAACUGUCUUUGAAGGAGAGAGACCGACAAACGAAGCAGAAAAUCGAGUUCUCGACCCCCCCUUUUUUAUAUAUCUAUAUAUAAAGAUAGUGUUCAUCUUGAGGACCGGAUCCAUGGGCACUAUAUUUAUUUAUGUUAGCUUCAAGCCGGAGGAUGAGUCCGUUUAAAAACAAAAAAAACAAAAACAAAAAGGAAGUGCAUUACUUUAAAAAAACAAACAAAAACUUCAGCUCGCUAGGCUUAAAGGAAAAAAAACAACCCAGCCAACCAACCCUAAAGUGGAAACAACCGGUUGUAGACUACGAAUAAAUUUUAAAAAGACAAA